Messenger RNA from Verruconis gallopava, 4100 nucleotides. RefSeq lists its product as uncharacterized. The coding region runs from base 295 to 3522 and encodes 1075 amino acids. The transcript is spliced from 6 exons. NCBI's taxonomy places the organism in Eukaryota, Fungi, Ascomycota, Dothideomycetes, Venturiales, Sympoventuriaceae. The record is from RefSeq and is a predicted model, not a curated record. Gene Ontology annotation, cellular component: cytoplasm; nucleus. Gene Ontology annotation, biological process: ribosomal small subunit export from nucleus; ribosomal large subunit export from nucleus; protein export from nucleus. Gene Ontology annotation, molecular function: small GTPase binding; nuclear export signal receptor activity.
CGCCAGUCCGCAGACGACUUCGACGCCCCGCCACCGCUUUCCACGCCGACGCAAUAUUUUGCUCACACUCUUUCCCAGCACCGCCCUCCCCAGUUGGACUCUUUCCUUUUGCCGGCUCCUUGUCUUCACCUUCUCGGUCGCACGGUGAGCGCCAACACACUCCUCAGCCGCCCGCCAAUUACUUACCCGGCCAACGCACGACCCCAACAACUGCUGCAUGCGCACACAACACGCAUAAGAACAGAGUUUCAGCUACUUGUCGGCUUCGCGGGAGCUCUGUAAGCAUUGGGCAAAAUGUCUAUGUCGAUCGAAGAGCUUGAUGCCACUGUGCGUGCCUUCUUCGAGGGCCGAGGAGAGCAACAGAAGCAGGCACAGGCUACCCUUAAUCAGUUCAAGGAGAAUCCUGAUGCGUGGCUCAUGGUGGACAAAAUUCUUGAGUCCGCCGCAUACCCGCAAACGAAAUAUAUUGGGCUGCAAAUCCUCGACAAUGUCAUUCUCACGCGCUGGAAGGUUCUCCCAAGAGAUCAGUGUCAAGGCAUCCGCAACUUCGUCGUGAACUUCAUCAUACAGUGUUCGCAGACUGAGGAAAGUCUCCGUCAACAGCGCACGCUUCUGAACAAGCUGAAUAUGACGCUGGUCAACAUCUUGAAAAUGGAGUGGCCCCACAACUGGCCGACCUUCAUCAACGAAAUUAUCUCCUCCUGCCACUCAAGCAUACCUAUCUGCGAGAACAACAUGGCAAUCCUGCGAUUGCUGUCAGAAGAAGUCUUCGAUUAUUCCCAGGACCAAAUGACUUCAACAAAGACGAAAGAGCUGAAGCAGACAAUGUGCGACGAGUUCACGGCCAUCUACCAACUGUGCUCCGAAAUCUUGACCACCGCGUCGCAAGCGAACUUGAUCAAGGCGACUCUGGAGACUCUGCUGCGCUUUCUCAACUGGAUUCCGCUGGGGUUCAUCUUUGAGACUCCACCGAGCGGCAUGAGCCUCAUCGAUACCCUCCGCAGCCGAUUCCUCGAGGUCCCUGAAUUUCGUAAUAUCACGUUAAAGUGUCUAACAGAAAUUGCCAGCUUGCACGUUGACCCCGCCUACAACGACAAGUUGGUUGCGAUGUUCACCGAGACGCUUACGGCUAUCUCCAAGAUCAUCCCGUUGUCAGUAGAUCUCAAGUCUAUCUACGCUUCGAGCAAUAGCCGAGAUCAGGAGUUCGUACAGAACCUUGCGCUUUUCCUCACAAACUUUUUCACCAUGCAUCUCUCUGUCAUUGAGAACUUGCCAAACCAAGACUAUCUGCAGCACGGUCAUUUCUAUCUAAUCCGUAUCAGUCAGAUCGAUGACAGAGAGAUAUUCAAGAUCUGCCUAGAGUACUGGACUAAGCUUGUGUCUGAGCUGUACGAUGAGCAACAGCAAAUGCCGAUUAGCGACAUCAAUCCUUUGAUGAUGGGAGGUCUGUCCGGCCUUGGCAUGCCUAACGGAGGCGGCUUUGGCAAUAGAGGCGGCCAAGAGAAUCUUCGGAAGAACAAGUAUACGCAAGUUCUAUCUGCCUUGCGGACGUGCAUGAUAGAGAAGAUGGUGCGUCCGGAAGAGGUCCUCGUCGUUGAGAAUGAUGAAGGCGAAAUCGUUCGUGAGUUCGUAAAAGAGAGCGACACUAUUCAACUUUACAAGAGCACGAGAGAAUGUCUGGUAUUCUUGACUCACCUAGACGUUGCGGACACGGAGCAGAUCAUGUCUGAGAAGUUGGCACGACAAGUUGACGGAACAGAAUGGUCUUGGGCAAAUUGCAACACCCUUUGCUGGGCUAUCGGCUCCAUUUCGGGUGCUAUGAAUGAGGAGACAGAAAAGCGUUUCCUCGUAACAGUCAUCAAGGACCUUCUAGGUCUGACGGAAAUGAAGCGUGGGAAGGAUAACAAGGCAGUUGUUGCCAGUAACAUCAUGUACAUUGUCGGGCAGUACCCGCGGUUCCUCAAGGCUCAUUGGAAGUUCCUCAAAACUGUAGUCAACAAGCUGUUUGAAUUCAUGCAUGAGACUCACGAAGGCGUGCAAGAUAUGGCUUGCGACACCUUCAUCAAGAUUGCGAACAAGUGCCGACGACACUUCGUUGCUCACCAGGCAGGUGAGACUGAGCCUUUCAUCGACGAGAUCGUCCGCAACUUGCGCCGAAUCACUUGCGAUCUGUCUCCCCAACAAGUCCAUACUUUCUACGAGGCGUGCGGUUAUAUGAUUUCUGCCCAAGGACAAAAACCGAUCCAGGAACGUCUCAUUGCUGGGUUGAUGGAGACGCCGAAUCAAGCUUGGGACCAUAUCAUUGCCCAGGCUAACGCUGAUCCAUCAACCCUUCAGGAUCCUGAGGUGAUCAAGAUCGUGGGCAACAUUAUGAAGACGAAUGUGGCCGCCUGUAGCUCGAUAGGAAGCUACUUCUAUCCUCAGAUCGGCCGCAUCUUCUUGGAUAUGUUAACCAUGUAUCGAGCCUCCAGUUCGCUCAUCGAUGAGGCUGUUCAGCGUGAUGGUGUGAUUGCGACGAAGAUGCCCAAGGUCCGCGGACUUAGGACAAUCAAGAAGGAGAUCCUGAAGCUUAUUAUUACCUAUGUUGAGCGCGCAGAUGAUCUUGAGAUGGUCCACAAUACAAUCGUGCCGCCUUUGCUGGAGGCCAUCCUUGUUGACUACAAGCGCAACGUGCCAGAUGCGCGCGAACCCCAAGUCCUGGAGGUUGUGACAACAAUCAUAAGCAAGUUACAUAGCUUGAUGGAGGACCAAGUUCUCAACAUCCUCGACAACGUGUUCGAAUGUACGCUCGAUAUGAUCAACAAGGACUUCUCCGAGUACCCUGAGCACCGAGUCGAGUUCUUCAAACUUCUUCGUGCCAUCAACCUUCGAUGUUUCCCUGCCCUACUCAAGCUCGACGGUAGGCAGUUCAAGCUCAUCAUCGAUGCGUGCAUGUGGGCCAGUAAGCACGACAAUCGCGAGGUUGAGGGCGCAGGUCUUCUCAUGUGCAACGAACUCAUUUCGAACAUGUCCGAGACCGAUCCGCAGAUCUGCAACACAUUCUUCGAGAAUUUCUUCACGAGCAUCCUUCAAGACGUGUUCUUCGUUCUCACCGAUAGUGAUCACAAGUCGGGUUUCAAAUCGCAAGCGAACCUCUUGGCAAAGAUGUUCUGGCUCGUGGAGUCGAACAAGCUUCAAGGGCCGAUCUACACUCCUGACCAAGCUCCUCAAGGAACAUCGAACCGUGACUUCCUAAGGCAAUUUGUCGGCACUUUGUUGUCAAAUGCAUUCCCCAAUCUCUCUCCGCAGCAGAUCAAUAACUUCAUCGAUGGUCUGCUGGCAAACAACACCGACCAGAAUCGCUUCAAGCUUAUCCUUCGUGACUUCCUCAUUUCUCUCAAAGAGUUUUCUGGUGACAAUGCCGAGCUCUUUGCUGAGGAGAAGGAGCUUGCAGCUCAGGCACAGAAGGACCAAGAGCGUGAGCGUGCUAUGAAGGUCGGUGGUUUGCUUAAGCCCAGCGAGAUUGACGAUGACGAGCUAUGACUUGAUGAUGAUAUCUCGCUCGAUGUUGCAGCGAGGUCACAGUUCGACUAUCCUGUUGAGGUCUCUGUGACCUGCUCUGGCGGUAACGCUCGAGGCUCGCAGAAUCCGGAUGGGUGGGGAUUCUACGGCUUAUGAAGACUAUGUGUAUACUAUUUAACAGUGUCUGACCCAAACACAAGUGCGAGGGGGUCGGCUUAGGAGACAACCUGGAUAAUACCAAGGAUUUGGCCUGGUCAGAGAGUUCCCAGCGAUGGGGCCUAGCCACAAGCACACGUUUGAUUGUUUUCCUUUCCCCUCUCGACACGAACAACGGAAAAAAAAGGCAUUUAUUUUGAUUACUGGCGGGUACGCGCAUAGAUAUCCAGGAGCAGGGCGCUACCGCACCGAAAUUUCAGUUUGUUUCAUUCGUGAACUUUUCAUUAUCUGCGUCUUCGAUGAGCUGAUCGCCAAAAGAGAGUAGAUCAUGUAAAGAAACCAGUUUCAUCUGAAUCAAAGAGUAUUAGUCAGUGAUUUUUCAGUGCCUCUCGCAUCUCUCACUUUGCUUGAUCAAGUCUGGAUGAUGUCUUAGUACGUUGCUG